AUGAGGGCUAAUACUAUUUCGUUGAUCUUUCCAGGUGUCUUUCUGCUAGGUAUCGCUGCAAUUCCUGUGGAUGAUCCAUCUCCACAUGAACUACAGUAUCCUGGUCUUGGGUCUGAAGAUGAAAUGCACCCAAGUCGGAUUUCCCAUAUGAGACGAAGGUUGAUUACCGCGACUCAGUCCAAAAACAUUGGUGCUGUUUUUUGCCUGCAAAAUAGUCCUAUCCGUGGUUUAUCCGACACAACGUUCUGGCGCAGUGUAAAUCCCUGGAUCAAAGCCCAAUCAAAGAGAGAAACAGAUCUUUGCGAAGUUGCACCUCAUUCAUGCACCACCAUCAAAUGCAAUGAGGGAAAUACAAUCUUCAUCUGUUCUGACAAUGAUGAGAUCAUAAGACCAGUGUGCUCGGACUUGGCAUUAUAUCUUCAAAAGAUCGUGGAUGAAUGCAGCAUCUAUGUAAAGGGGGCCGGUGUGAAAACCCGGCGUGUUGGUGGGCAGGUUUUUGAUGACCGCGGAUUUAAUGUUGUUAUGGGUUACAGCAAAGAUUGCUUGGAAGUAUCUGCGCCAUAG
This is a messenger RNA of Glarea lozoyensis ATCC 20868, 564 nucleotides long. RefSeq lists its product as uncharacterized. The record is from RefSeq and is a predicted model, not a curated record. Lineage: Eukaryota; Fungi; Ascomycota; Leotiomycetes; Helotiales; Helotiaceae. The transcript has 5 exons. The coding region runs from base 1 to 564 and encodes 187 amino acids.